CUCCGCUCGCGAUUUCGAUCUUUUUCAAACACUCGUUCCAAGUAAUUUAUCUUUUAGUGAGUAGCGAGUGAUCAAUCAGUUCUUGUUAGUUCUGUUGCACCGUCGUCCGCUCAAGAUAUAGUCGAGGCAAUUGUUGGCUAAAUUGUGAAACUUUUCGGUUUAUUAUUUAAUAAACGCUCUUCGAGGGCCCAACAUUGUCGCGAAUUUGAUAAACGUCCGGCUGAAUCUAAAAGUUUGGAUAAGAUCCAGAACAAAGCCCAUUCACGUGCUUCAGAUAGAUUCUCUCGGAUCGCGUGUGCGUGACAUUUAUGUAAUAAGACUACCGGGUCGCUGAGUGUGGCUCAAUUUCCGGAUAUGCUGGGGACAUUUGUGUUUCUCGUUAUCACCGUUUUAUGCACCAUAAUUUGGAAUUUAGUGAUUUCUUUGCGCAGACCACAUAACUAUCCGCCCGGUCCCAAAUGGAUACCCUGGGUCGGAAACACUCACCAAAUUCAACAACUAGCCAAAGAGCUAGGAGGAUCUCAUUUAGCAUAUGAACACCUUUCUAGGGAAUAUAAAAGCCCAGUCAUCGGUUUAAAGCUAGGUCACGAUUAUGUAGUCGUCGCUCUUGGUUACGAAAUGGUCCGUGAAAUACAUACCAGGGAGGAGUUUCAAGCACGUCCAGAUAAUUUCUUUAUUCGUCUCAGAACCAUGGGGACUCGAUUAGGGAUAACUUGUACGGACGGUCCAUUAUGGUCAGAACAUCGUAGCUUCACGACUCGGCACUUACGUCAAGCGGGCUACGCCAGGCAACCGAUGGAACUACAAGUACAAACUGAACUAAUGGAUUUGAUAGACUACAUUAAAAGUCUGAAGUCAAAACCAACAUGGCCUGCUAGCUUCUUAGCACCCAGCGUUAUAAAUGUACUUUGGACGCUAGCGACAGGCAAGCGUAUUCCCAGGGACGACAAAAGACUUUCAAACUUACUGACUAUGCUUGAAAAACGAUCAAAAGCCUUUGAUGUUGCGGGAGGUCUUCUCUCGCAACUCCCUUGGUUGAGGUUCAUCAUUCCCGAGAAAUCUGGCUACAACUUGAUACAGAAUUUCAACAUGGAAUUGCAUAAGAUGUUUAUGGAGAUAAUUAAUGAGCAUAAGCUCAAUUACUGCGAAGAAAAUUCCGCAGACGAUUUAGUGUACGCUUACAUCAAGGAGUCUAAAUCUAGAGAGGGCCGUCCAGACAACACAUUCACGGAUGUUCAACUCACCAUGACGAUUCUCGAUAUUUUCAUAGCAGGAUCUCAAACGACUAGUAACACUUUGAAUAUAGCCUUAAUGAUGAUGCUAGUGAGGCCCGAUAUCCAGGAUAAAAUCAUAAAUGAGAUUGACACUCAUUUUCCAAGACCUAACGUUCCUAAAUAUCAAGAAAAGUCCCUUUUACCAUAUGUCGAGGCCUAUCUGAUGGAAGUGCAGCGAUUUUUUUCAAUAGCACCAACAACAGGACCCCGACGAGCUUUGAAAACUACAACGUUAGGAUCAUACACUGUCCCUGAAAAUGCGACAAUAUUGAUAGGAUUGCGGUCAGUUCAUAUGGACGCAAAACAUUGGGGUGAUCCUGAAGUAUUCCGACCGGAGCGGUUCCUGUCCGAAGAAGGGAAUAUCAUCAGUAACGAAUAUUUCAUGCCGUUCGGACAAGGGAAACGAAGGUGUCUUGGGGAUUACCUGGCCAGAACCUGUCUUUACACAUUUUUCGUUGGUAUUAUGCAAAAUUUCCGAUUAAAACUUCCGGACAAUGAGAGUGUGCCGUCGACAAACUUGCUGCCAGGGCUAACUAUGUCCCCAAAACCAUAUAAAGUAUCUUUUGUACCAAGAUAAUGAUUAUGUGUAAUUUCAUGCAUGGAAUCGUAACAUUGUGACUUGUAUUUAUUUAGAUGUGAUUAGAGUAAGUUUUACAAAA
Molecule: messenger RNA, 1933 nt
Organism: Hermetia illucens (black soldier fly)
Lineage: Eukaryota; Metazoa; Arthropoda; Insecta; Diptera; Stratiomyidae
Product: probable cytochrome P450 305a1
Exons: 2
Coding region: 355-1851 (498 amino acids)
Biological process (GO): xenobiotic metabolic process
Cellular component (GO): intracellular membrane-bounded organelle; cytoplasm
Molecular function (GO): iron ion binding; heme binding; oxidoreductase activity, acting on paired donors, with incorporation or reduction of molecular oxygen, reduced flavin or flavoprotein as one donor, and incorporation of one atom of oxygen
Source: RefSeq, a predicted model, not a curated record